AGAGAAUGUUACUCGUAUUGCUCCUGGGAGCAGUAACAGUCUCUUCGUCAGCAGUUUUCCCACCCAAAGGAAAUUGCACCUCCGAACAAUUCCAAUGCUCCGAUCGAAGAUGCAUAAGCCUCAAAGCCAGAUGCGACUUGAUAAUGGAUUGCCCGGACGGAUCGGACGAAUUGGAAUGCGAUUUGCAGCUCUGCGAUGAGCCGGAGUUCUUCCGCUGUAAAAAUAACAAAUGCAUCAGUCACGAUUUGGUCUGCGAUAAAAUGAACGAUUGCGACGACUUCUCCGACGAGUUGAACUGCCAAAGCUUCCAGUCUUUGGUGGCGUCGGCUUGCGAGGAGGGCACCUGGAGGUGCGCCGAUAAAUUGUGCAUACCCAACGAUUGGGUGUGCGACGGCACGCCGGAAUGCAUCGACGGAUCCGACGAAACCAUCGGUUGCAGCAGGCAAAUCGAUUGCGACGGGUUCCGCUGCAAGAACAAGCAUUGCGUGCCCAAAGAGUGGGUCUGCGACCAUCACAACGAUUGCAUCGAUAACAGCGACGAAGAGAACUGCGAGGACCACGUCCCCAUCGACCAGUGCACGUUGGACAAGCGCAAGUUCCUCUGCCACAACAACGUGACGUGCAUCGAUACGGAAUCGGUUUGCGACGGACACAACCACUGUCCGGACAAUUCGGACGAAUCGCCCAAUUGCAACGCGUCCGCCAAGGCGUGCCGGGGCGAUCACAAGUGCUCGCACGUUUGCAUACCGCUGCCCGCCGGCCCCACGUGCCUCUGCCCCCUCGGCUACCACACGCUCGACGAGAAGAACUGCGAGGACAUCAACGAAUGCGAAACAUACGGUAUAUGCGAUCAAAUGUGCCGGAACACGCCGGGCUCGUACGAGUGCUACUGCGACAAGGCGUACCAUUUGGCGGAGGACAAGAAAACCUGCAAGGCCGAUGGCGAGGUGGGCGUCAUGGUGUUCAGUUCGAAGGAUCAGAUCAGAGCGGUGGCGUUGAAUUUGACCAGUUACAUCCUCGUCGCCAAGAACUUGAAGAAAGUGGUGGGCGUCGAUUUCGACGGUCGCCGGGUCUACUGGACGGAGAUAUACGGGGGCUACGAGAACAUCGCCCGGAGCGCCGAGGACGGGUCGCAAAAGGAGGUUUUAGUAACGGCCGGUAUAGAUCUGCCGGAGGAUUUGGCCAUCGACUGGUUGACGGGUAACAUUUAUUUCACCGAUGGCGAGAAGAAACACAUAGGAGUUUGCUCGCCCGACGGGACCCAUUGCGCUGUUUUAAUCAAUAAGGACAUCGCGAAACCCAGAGGCAUCGUUCUUAACGUCUUGGACGGCGACAUGUAUUGGACGGAUUGGGAAGAACCGUCGCGAAUCGGUUACUCAUUAAUGGACGGAUCAAAUGAUAAACCCUUCGUAGAAAAAGACAUUCAUUGGCCCAACGGUUUAGCAUUGGAUCAUCCUAAUAGCAGACUGUACUGGACGGAUGCUAAGAAGAUGACGUUGGAAAGCAUCCGUUUAGAUGGAACUGAUCGAAGGAUAAUAUUAGAAGAUAUCGUGAAGCAUCCGUACGCCAUAGCGGUAUUCGAAGAUAAAUUGUACUGGUCGGAUUGGGCGACGCGCACCAUCCAGCAGUGCGACAAAUUCGACGGGAAGAAUCACCGGACGAUGAUCGAAGAGAAGGAACUCAUCUACGGUAUCAGCAUAUACCAUCCUGCGCAACAGUCGCGCAGCGUAAAUCCCUGCGAGACGGCCCUGUGCAGCGACCUGUGCUUGCUGAAAGGUACAUCGUACAGCUGCGCUUGUCCGCAGAACAAGGUCCUACAGCCCGACGGAAUGUUUUGUAAAGAAUUGUCGCCUAUAGAGAGUCUCAUAGCCGCUCAUCGGGACAUGUUGGUACACAUCGAGCAUCCGAUUCUCGGCAGGCAUGUUGUUACAGCUCUACCGGGCGCCACUGGAGACAUUGAAAGCUUGGCAUUCGAUAGCUUCAAAAACGUACUGUACAUCAGCGAUUUCAAGACUAAGAGAAUCACCACUUUGCACAUGAAGACCGGUACCAGCAAAGUAAUGGAUAUACCCGAUUUGGGUAGAAUCAACGCUAUGGAUUUCGAUUCCAAAAGCAACAAUCUUUACAUCUGCGAUUCGGUCCGCAAAGUGGUAGAAGUAAUCAGUAUCAACACGAUGGCUCGGCGAAUUUUAAUUCACGACACGUUAGGAGAGUACCCGCAAAGUAUCGCGUUAGUUCCCGACGAAGGGGUGAUGUUUAUAAGCUUCGGAGGCGAGGGACGCAGCCACAUCGAUCGCUUCUUCAUGGACGGCACCGGCCGAACGCACGCCAUCGACACCAAACUGACGGGCCCCGUCGUGCUCGCGUACGACGCCGAUUUGCACAGGGUCUUCUUCGCCGACGCCGCCAACGGCGUCAUCGAAUCGACCAGCGUCGACGGCGACGAUCGCAUCCACUUCAGAACCGUCGACACGCACCCCACCAGCCUGGUGGUCCUCAAAGACGACGUGUUCUGGAUGAACGCCCGCUCGAAGCAGCUCUACUGGACGUCGAAGAAAGUCCCGUCGAACUACGACAAGAAAAUCACGCUCGCCUUCCCCGACGAUCCGGACAAGGUGCACCUGGCGUCGGUGACGUCGCGCCGCAAGGAGACCAACCUCUGUCGCAUCAACAACAACGGCUGCAGCCACUUGUGCGUCCAAUCGCAGAAAUCGAUCGUGUGCCGAUGUCCGAUCGGUUGGGAACUGAAACAGGACAAUCGCACGUGCGCCAAGCGAGUGGGUUGCAUCAGCGACGAAUUUCUGUGCGCGCAGUCCAACGCGUGCAUCGUGAAGAGCCUGCGUUGCGACGGCCGGAAGGAUUGCCUCUUCGGCGAAGACGAGGACGAUUGCGCGGCGACGAAGACGUGCGGCGACGGGCGGUUCCGAUGCGCCGACGGCGAUUGCAUCGCCGAAGGGCUGGCGUGCAACCUGCGCUACGAUUGCAAGGAUAAAUCGGACGAGCACGGUUGCGGCGACGUGAUGAACGGCACGCGAUGCGCGCCCGAUCACUUCGCCUGCUCGAACGGCGAAUGCAUCAGCGGGCAUUUCCACUGCGACGGCGUCUCCGAUUGCACGGACAAUACGGACGAGUUGCAUUGCCAGACGAAGGAGUGCAAUGUAACGCAGUUUAGGUGCGAUUCGGGCGCUUGUAUUCCCAAGGAGUGGGAGUGCGAUCAGGAUUACGAUUGCGCGGAUAAUUCCGAUGAACAUUGCGAUACGGUAUGCCCGGCGAGCCACUUCAAAUGCGACAACGGCCUGUGCGUGGAUAAGAAAUUAUUGUGCGACGGUUUCGACAAUUGCGGCGACCAUUCCGACGAGAAGAUUCACAUGUGUCACCAGAGGGCCCCGCACAAUUGCACCGCCUACGAGACGGCCUGCUCGUCCAACGCUUCCAUUUGCAUUCCUUUGGGAGCGAAAUGCGACGGCAAAUCCGACUGUCCCAAGCACGAGGACGAGAUCGGCUGCGCCAUGUGCGCCGACGAGGAUUUCGAAUGCCGCAGCAAACACCUCAAGGACUGCAUUCCGAGAUUGUGGUUGUGCGACGGCGAGAACGAUUGCGGCGACAACAGCGACGAGGACUUGAUGAUGUGCAGUAAAAAGAACAAGACCACGUUCGCUCCGGCCCAACAACCCUGCACCGACGGUUUCAGAUGCGACAACGGCGUUUGCAUCAACUCUACGUUGCUCUGUAACGGCAAACACGACUGCUACGACGGCUCCGACGAAGGAGGCUCCUGCUCCGGGUCCUGCGACGGCCCCAAGAAUCCCUGCAACCACGUCUGCGUCAAGACGCCGAAGGGACCGAAGUGCCGGUGCAGACCGGGCUACCGGUUGAUGGGCGACGGUAAAACGUGCGUGGACGUGAACGAGUGCGAGGCCGAUCCGCCGAUAUGCAGCCAACUUUGCCGCAACAAAGAUGGCGGUUACACGUGCGAUUGUUUCCAAAACUUUUAUUUGAGGAAGAACAUGAAAUCGUGCAAAGCGGCCGGUUCCGACAUGUUGAUCUACUUCAACGUGAACGGUGACGAAAUCUACGAAAUCUCGCCGAAGAACAAUUCGAUGAGCGUCGUCCAGGACGGGUCGAUGUUGAAGAUCUCGAGUCUGGCCGCCGUGGUGGACUCGAACGAGCUGUUCUACAGCGUACCCGACACCGGCGCCGUCUACAAGCUCGAUCCGGCCACCAAAACCGUUCGCUACAUCGAGAACUUGGGCGAGCCCAAACUGAUAGCGGUGGAUUGGGCGACGCGUAAUGUUUAUUAUUACGACGCCGAAUCGGACGCGAAAUCGAUUGGAGUGUGCAAUUUCGAGGAGAAGUGCGUCAAAUUGAUCGACGUCGAUGCUCAUCGACAGGUGUCCGCCUUGGCCGUGGAUUCGUACAACAAGGUUUUGUUCUAUGUGCUGAGAUCGUGGACGAUAUUCGCAUCGCCCAGUUAUGUUUUGUACAAAACCGAUUUGGACGGUAGCAACGUGGUGGAACUGAUCAAAACAAAUAUAGGUAACGUGGAACACAUCACCUACGAUUUGAACAAACGCCAGUUGUACUUCCACGACGAAAACACCCAUCAAAUCAACACGAUCGGCUACAACGGGGGCAACGUCAAACCGCUCUUCUACAAUGUAUCAUCACUGAUCGAAGGGCUCAAACUGUUCGAAGACAAUUUGUACUAUCUGCGCCAGGACGGGUUCCUCAUUAGGUGUCAGUUGUUCGAAGAGGCCGUCUGUCACUACGGUUUCAAUUUGCACAGUCUGGCCAGGGACGAUUUCGUCAUCUCGCACCGAUCCCUUCAGCCCUUGGUCGAAAACGUCUGCGACGGUCACAGUUGCCCUUACAUGUGCGUGGCCGGACGAGAGGGCUACAAGUGCAUUUGCCACGAUGGCUCGACUACUGGCGAAUGCGGUACACCACAAGACGACAACGGUGCGAACAAAUUCAAAGUAACCACCAUUGAAGGAAAAUCCAAUUCUUCGGCGUUCUUGUCGGGCUUCGGGGUGGUACUCGUGUUACUCGCUUGCGUCAUGUUUAUAGUUGGGUUGUAUUACUUGCUGAAGAAGAGAAGCGCAGAAAACAGUACAGCAGAUUUAAGUAUUGUCCGUUUUCAAAAUCCGCUUUACGGAAGACCGGUGGAAGAUGAGAAACCGAUCUUGGAACCCGGCAAGCACGAGUACGUGAAUUGUUUGUACGAACACAAAACGGAUGGCGGCGAAAACAGCAAUGCGGAACCCAAAACGUUUAACGUCUGUGAUGAUAAUUUGUGUUAAUUUAUUGUUUUUUUAUGUUUUACGUUAAUUAAGUGCAUUAUUUGAUUGUUAAUUCUAUUUAUAACACAUUAUUAUGUAUAUACAAAAUUUGUUAAAUAUUUAAUAAAUAUAGAGAAUA
Phyllotreta striolata is the source of this 5418-nucleotide messenger RNA. Lineage: Eukaryota; Metazoa; Arthropoda; Insecta; Coleoptera; Chrysomelidae. The record is from the annotation of a GenBank genome assembly.